Messenger RNA from Sporothrix brasiliensis 5110, 936 nucleotides. RefSeq names its product 5'-methylthioadenosine phosphorylase. The coding region runs from base 1 to 936 and encodes 311 amino acids. The transcript has 2 exons. Gene Ontology annotation, cellular component: cytosol. NCBI's taxonomy places the organism in Eukaryota, Fungi, Ascomycota, Sordariomycetes, Ophiostomatales, Ophiostomataceae. Gene Ontology annotation, biological process: nucleoside metabolic process. Gene Ontology annotation, molecular function: S-methyl-5-thioadenosine phosphorylase activity. The record is from RefSeq and is a predicted model, not a curated record.
AUGUCUGCACCUCUCGCCGACCACUACGACCACCCGGUCUCCAUUGCCGUCAUCGGCGGCACCGGCCUCGCCAAGAUCGAGGGCUUCGAGCCCGUGGCCUCGCUCGACAUCACGACGCCCUGGGGCAAGCCCUCGGCGCCCAUCCAGAUUGUCGAGCACAAGGGCGCGGCGUUUGCCUUUUUGGCGCGCCACGGCGUCUACCACCAGCUGGCGCCCCACGAGGUGCCCUCGCGCGCCAACAUGGCCGCCCUGCGCCACAUUGGCGUGCGCUGCGUGAUUGCCUUUAGCGCCGUCGGCAGCCUGCAGGAGCACAUCCGCCCCAUGGACUUUGUGCUGCCGGACCAGGUCAUCGACCGGACCAAGGGCGUGCGGCCCUUUACCUUUUUUGACGGCGGGCUCGUCGGCCACGUCGGCUUUGCGGACCCCUUUGACGCCAAGGUCGCCAAGGUCGUCCAGGGCUGCGCGGCGGCCAUGCAGGGCGACGGCGUCAAGCUGCACGCCAGCGGCACGCUCAUCUGCAUGGAGGGCCCGCAGUUCUCGACGCGUGCCGAGUCGAACCUGUACCGGUCGUGGGGCGGCUCCGUCAUCAACAUGUCGGCGCUGCCCGAGGCCAAGCUGGCGCGGGAGGCCGAGCUGGCGUACCAGAUGAUCUGCAUGUCCACCGACUACGACUGCUGGCGCGUCGGCGACGACAGCGAGGACGUCGGCGUCAGCAUGGUGCUCAAGUACAUGGAGGCCAACAGCGCCAACGCCAGGCACCUCGUGGGCGCCGUGCUGGACGAGCUGGCGCGCCCCGAGCACAAAGAUCUGGUCCUGGCCAAGCACCACGAGGGCUCGGCCGUCAUGGCCGUGCAGUUCAUGACCAAGCCCGCCGGCCGCAACCCGGAGGCCGUCAAGCGUGUCGAGUACCUCUUCCCCAACUUCUUCAACCAGUAA